Molecule: messenger RNA, 2096 nt
Organism: Sorghum bicolor (sorghum)
Lineage: Eukaryota; Viridiplantae; Streptophyta; Magnoliopsida; Poales; Poaceae
Product: glucan endo-1,3-beta-glucosidase
Exons: 4
Coding region: 421-1815 (464 amino acids)
Biological process (GO): carbohydrate metabolic process
Cellular component (GO): plasma membrane
Molecular function (GO): hydrolase activity, hydrolyzing O-glycosyl compounds
Source: RefSeq, a predicted model, not a curated record
GUACUACACUAUACGUUUGGAACACUGUCCUGAAACGUUUAGAGUCGCCUGUCUGUAACAGAAGUCACUGCGAAGAAAGGCACAAAGUUGGCGUGUAAAAGGGUUACGAAAAGAACCAAGUUCAUGGCCGGGCAUGGCUGAUCACGAACCUGUAAGGCUGUAAGCCUGUAUGUAACCCAUAGCCAAAGAAAGGCAUCCAUGUCAAACUGAAGCUGCAGAAGAACAGUCAUCUUGCUCCGGCAUCACGCAACAGCAUAGCCUGAUAUGGUGGUCAUGGCACCGCUGCUCUGCCCCAGCUCUCCCCCUCUUUAAAAAUUGCAAGCUGCAAGCCAUUCUCUCACAAGUAGUGUCACUCUGCUGGUGAUAGUCAGUACUGUAGUACGUAGUAGCCAGUAGGUGGCAACAGCCAAGCUAGCCACGAUGACACGCUGCACCGUCUUGCUCCAGAUCCUCCUCCCAACGCUGCUCUUGGUUUCUGCCAUCACAUUCACAGGCGCGGACGCCGGCGGCAUCGGCGUCAACUACGGCACGCGGGGCACGACGCUCCCGGCGCCAACCGACGUGGCGCGGUUCCUGGCCCGGGACACCAUCGUGGACCGCGUCAGGCUGUUGGACGCCGACCCGGUCCUGCUGCAGGCCUUCGCCGGCACCGGCCUCGCCGUGGACGUGACGGUUCCCAACGGCGUGGUCCCGCGCCUGGUGAGCCUGGCCUUCGCGCGGCGCUGGGUGCGCGACAACGUGGCGCCGUACGCGGGCGCCACCAACAUCUCGCGGCUCCUGGUCGGCGACGAGGUGACCACCGAGGCCAACCGGACGCUGCUGCUGGCGCUGGUGCCGGCCAUGCAGAACCUGCACACCGCGCUGGUCGCCGCGUCCCUGCACGGCCGGGUCAAGGUCUCCACCACGCACUCGCUCGGGGUGCUCACCACCACGGAGCAGCCGUCGUCGGCGCGGUUCCGCGACGGCUACGACACGGCCAUCGUGAGGCCGAUGCUCAGGUUCCUCCGCGCGACGGGCGCGCCGUUCAUGGUGAACGCGUACCCGUUCUACGGGCUCACCAACGACACCAUUAGCCUCGACUUCGCGCUGUUCCGGGUGAACGACGGUGUCAUGGACCGGGGAUCCGGGCUGGUGUACGGCAACAUGCUGGACGCGCAGCUCGACGCCGUGCACUCGGCGGUCAGGCGGCUGGGCUUCGGGGACGUCGACAUCGUCGUGUCGGAGACCGGGUGGCCGUCGGCCGGGGAGGACUGGGAGGUCGGCGUCGGCGCCGACCUCGCCCGGGAGUACAACAAGAACGCCAUCCGGCACCUCGGCUCCGGCGUCGGCACGCCGCUCAUGCCCAACCGCACCUUCGAGGUCUCCAUCUUCUCCCUCUUCGACGAGAACCUCAAGCCCGGCCCGGUGUCGGAGAGGAACUUCGGCCUGUUCCGCGGCGACAUGACGCCGGUCUACGACGUCGGCAUCUUUACAGAUCCGGAGACCCUUGAGCCGGUGAGCGCGAAGGUGACGCCCGCGCCGAGCUCGCCGGGAGCGGCGGGUGGACGGCGGCAGUGGUGCGUGCCGAAACCGGCGGCGGACGAGAUGGUGCUGCAGGAGAACAUCGACUUCGCGUGCGGCCAAGAGGGCGUCGACUGUGCCGCGAUCCGGCCAGGCGGCGUCUGCUACGAGCCGGACACGGUGCAGGGCCAUGCGGCGUACGCCAUGAACCUCUACUUCCAGUCCAACGGCCACCAUGCCUAUGACUGUGACUUUGGACAGACCGGCGUCGUUACCACUGCUGAUCCCAGUUAUGGAGGCUGCAAAUUCAUGUGAACAUAACUGAAGGACACACAGUCUUACAAUAAGCUCGUUAGUUUUUUUUUGUCUUAUAUGUUUGAUUUGAAUAUUUGAUGUGUAUUAUGGUGAGCUAGUUAUAGCGGUAGGUUUAACAAAUACAAAUUAUUAGUCAAAAAGAAUAUACCCACGAGGCCACGACUAGUGGCGGUGGGCCGCGACCGUAUACUAAUUAAGCGAACGUUCACUGGAUCAUUGUUCAUCGAACGUUCGGACAUCCUCUUCCAUUUUUAUUAGUUGAUGUCACCGUGAACUGUUCA